Molecule: messenger RNA, 1555 nt
Organism: Abrus precatorius (Indian licorice)
Lineage: Eukaryota; Viridiplantae; Streptophyta; Magnoliopsida; Fabales; Fabaceae
Product: RING-H2 finger protein ATL47-like
Exons: 1
Coding region: 337-1476 (379 amino acids)
Source: RefSeq, a predicted model, not a curated record
AUCAUUAGGGUUUCCUUUUCAUGGAGAAGAUAACCCUCUAAGAGAGAGAAACAAUUAACCCAGGCUCAGGUGUCUGCUGAGAUUUCAAAUUCUCAACAACUAUGGUAGGUCAACUGCUACUGCAACGUUGACAUUUUCUCAGGCAUGUUUCCAUAAAAUGUUAUGUUGUGCUUAUGUUUCUUGUUUUUCACAAUGCAUGAGUUGGGUUUAGUUCCAAAAUAGGCAAAGGUUGUAACUUUGCUCAAAACCACAACAUGGUUGACACUCUCUCAUUCUGAGCUUAAAAUUUAGACAUAGUCUAACUUGAAUUUCGAUUUGGAAUACUAUAUUUUGAAAAUGUAUAGGGUUCAUUCUCAUUCUCAAAUUCUUCAGAGCAAUGGUGCUAUCACUAGCCCCCCUAUUCUUUCUCCAUAUUCUUCUUCAUCACUGCCUUAUAGUUCUAACUAUCAGAAUCAGAGACAGUCAGCUCCAUCCCCAGCUUCUUCAUCUGGGGGUAGAAUAAGCCCUGCAAUUCUUUUCAUUAUAGUUAUUUUAGCUGUGGUGUUUUUCAUCUUGGGUCUGCUUCACUUGCUUGUUAGAUUUCUCAUAAAGCACAGGUCUUCUUCAUCAAUUUCCCAAUCCAAUAGAUACCCUGACAUGUCUGAAUCAGAUGCUUACCAGAGACAGUUACAGCAACUCUUCCAUCUUCAUGAUUCAGGCCUGGAUCAGGCCUUCAUAGAUGCUCUCCCUGUCUUCUUUUACAAAGAGAUAAUAGGCUUGAAAGAGCCAUUUGAUUGUGCAGUUUGCCUCUGUGAGUUCUUGGAACAAGAUAAGCUGAGAUUGCUUCCCAUGUGUAACCAUGCUUUUCACAUUGAUUGCAUAGACACAUGGUUGCUGUCUAAUUCAACUUGUCCUCUUUGUAGAGGAACUCUUUAUUCACCAGGCUUUGCCUUUGAAAACUCAGUUUUUGACUUUGAGGGUCCACAUGAGGAAGAUGGGAUUUCAGGCAGUGGUGGGGGUGGGGUUGCUUCUGUUAACAAAACUACAGAAAGUCAUAUAGUGAAUGGGAAAAGGGUGUUUUCUGUCAGGCUUGGAAAAUUUAGAAGCACAAAUGAUGGAGAGAGGGUAGAGAAGGGUGAAGGAGAGAGCAGCAAUGGCAAUUUGGAUGUAAGGAGAUGCUAUUCAAUGGGGUCAUUUCAGUACGUGGUUGCUGAUUCAGAUCUGAGAGUGGCUUUAUGCCCAAGUAGAGGUGAUGGAGGUAGCAGUGACAGCAUGAGACUGCUGAAGGGAAGAGCAGCUCCAAAUUUGAGUUCUUCCACUGAUGGGGAUGUUGAGGGUAAAAAAAUCAACAUUGCAAGGAAAGGUGAAAGCUUCUCUGUUUCCAAGAUCUGGCAAUGGUCUAGGAAAGAUAAGUUAAUAAGUUCAUCAGAUGCCCAUUUCCAUAAUUCUGCUGUCACUUCAAAUUUGCCAUGGAUGAAUAAAGCCAGAGGUACAUGAUGCACGAAGCUACUCUGUAUUCUGUAUUUUAACUACUUUCAUAUUUUCAAUGAAUGAAUCCAUUUGUUGAGCUCCUGCU